Molecule: messenger RNA, 1028 nt
Organism: Fragaria vesca subsp. vesca
Lineage: Eukaryota; Viridiplantae; Streptophyta; Magnoliopsida; Rosales; Rosaceae
Product: acyl-[acyl-carrier-protein]--UDP-N-acetylglucosamine O-acyltransferase-like
Exons: 10
Coding region: 26-1003 (325 amino acids)
Biological process (GO): lipid biosynthetic process
Molecular function (GO): acyl-[acyl-carrier-protein]-UDP-N-acetylglucosamine O-acyltransferase activity
Source: RefSeq, a predicted model, not a curated record
UGAGUGAGGUCAGCGGUCGAACACCAUGCGUGCACUACUAUUCAAACUCAGCGCCAAGCGCUUGCUCAACAACCAGAGCUCUCUACGCUUCUCCUGCAACACAGUUUCCGAUGCCGUCAUUCACCCCUCUGCAAUAGUUCACCCCAAUGCCGUUCUCGGCCAGGGUAUUUCAAUUGGGCCCUUUUGUACUGUUGGGUCGUCCGUGAAGCUCGCAAAUGGCUGCCGGUUACAUCCCGGAAGCCAUGUCUUUGGUAAUACUCAACUUGGGGAGCGUUGCGUUUUGAUGACUGGUGCCAUUGUGGGUGAUGAGAUACCGGGGCGUACUGUGCUGGGUUGCAAUAAUGUUAUUGGACACCAUGCUGUGGUUGGUGUGAAAUGCCAGGACAUGAAAUACAAGUCAGGGGAUGAAUGUUUUCUUGAUGUUGGGGACAAUAAUGAGAUCAGAGAGUAUGCUUCAAUUCAUCGGUCUUCAAAGUCAAGUGAUACUACAGUUAUUGGGAAUAACAAUCUUAUCAUGGGUUCGUGCCAUAUCGCCCAUGACUGCAAGGUUGGAAACAACAUCAUUCUUGCGAAUAAUACCCUUUUGGCAGGCCAUGUUGUGGUGGAAGAUUAUGCUCACACUGCAGGGGCUGUUGUUGUUCAUCAAUUCUGUCAUGUUGGUUCUUUCGCUUUCAUUGGCGGUGGCUCUGUGAUUGCACAGGAUGUUCCAAAGUACAUGAUGGUUGCUGGAGAAAGAGCUCAGCUCCAUGGUUUAAACCUUGAGGGUCUUCGGCGUCAUGGAUUCACAGUGGCAGAGAUCAGAAGCCUUAGAACAGCUUACCAAAAGAUAUUCAUGCCUGCUGAUGCAAACUCCAGUGGUUUUGAAGCACGUCUUGCUGAAGUGGAGCUCCAUGAUAAAUUGGCUCAUAUACCUGCUGUGUGCUCCAUGGUGCAGUCUAUCCGUGACUCUUUCAGAGAAAAAAGACGUGGACUGUGCAAAUUCAGACAUUGGAAUAGCUCUUAAAAGCACUAGUAACCUAAUACUAAUG